Molecule: messenger RNA, 1107 nt
Organism: Pistacia vera
Lineage: Eukaryota; Viridiplantae; Streptophyta; Magnoliopsida; Sapindales; Anacardiaceae
Product: loganic acid O-methyltransferase-like
Exons: 3
Coding region: 1-1107 (368 amino acids)
Biological process (GO): methylation
Molecular function (GO): S-adenosylmethionine-dependent methyltransferase activity
Source: RefSeq, a predicted model, not a curated record
AUGAGCAACAACAGAAGCAGCAUGAGUCCAGAAUUUUACACCAUGAAUGGAGGAGAUGGCCCUUAUAGCUACUCCAACAAUUCCCACGCUCAGAGAAUACUCAUAGAGGUUGCCAAACCAAUAAUUGAUGAAGCAAUUGCCCACGAACUCGAUUUAAGAAACUUUUCUUUGUCAUCAAAUCCAUUUUCUAUUGUAGAUUUGGGGUGCUCAACUGGACCAAACACAUUCAUUGCCGUCAAAAAUAUUCUAGACUCUAUCAAGCAAAAACACCAAUCCCUUGGCCACACUUCUCAAAUUUCUGAAUUCUUAAUUUACUUUAAUGAUCAUACAUCAAAUGAUUUCAAUACCCUCUUCGCUUCUCUCCCUCUGGAUCGGCAGUACUUUGCGGCGGCCGCGCCGGGGUCUUUCCACGGCCGGUUAUUCCCCGAAUCUUCUGUUCAUUUUUUUCAUUCAUCUAAUGCGAUUCACUGGUUGUCUAAGGCUCCUGAGGAGUUGGUGGACAGGAAAUCUUUGGCCUGGAACAAAGGGAGGGUUCAUUAUACUAAUGCUGCAGAGGAAGUUUGUGACGCAUAUGCGGCUCAGUUUCGGAAGGACAUGGAGAAUUUUUUGGAUGCAAGAGGAAAAGAGAUUGUUGUUGGAGGAUUGAUGGUGUUAACCGUGAGUGCUAUUCCAAAUGGGAUGUGCCUCUCUCAUCAAAAUCCAAUAGGUCUCAUGUAUGAUCUUCUUGGGGCCUCCCUCAUGGACUUGGUAAAGAAAGGAGUAAUCAAUGAAGAACAAGUUGAGUCCUUCAACAUACCUAUAUAUGUUGUAAAUCCUGAGAACUUGAGAGAAGCAGUGGAAAGAAAUGGGAGUUUCAGGAUGGUGAAAAUGGAGAUGAUAGAGUCGAUAUUAAAGAUAAAUUAUGGUGAUGAAAUCACAAAUGUGAAUUGGUGGACAAGAAUGUUAAGAUCAGGGAAUGAAGAUAUCAUCACCAAGCAUUUUGGGAGUGGAAUUAUGGAUCAACUUUGUCAACAGUUCACGGUCAAUGCUUUAGAGGUUACUCACAAUUUUAAUUGGGAUGAGCUUAAAGGAUAUCAAUUACUUGUCAUUUUGAAGCGUUAUAAAUAA